AUGCAAUUCGAACAGUUCGGAAAGCCCAAAGUAAUUACCACAAAGCAACAAUAUGCACUAAUCGUUGAGCUGUUACAGCAAAAACCAGAAAUGGCGCAGGGUUUUACCAAGUGCAAAAAAGAAGAAGUGGCAGCUUUUUGGAACAACAUGGCCCAAGAGCUCAACAUUGUUGGUCCGCCUAUUAAGGAUAUUUUCAGCUGGAAGAAAGUAUGGCUUGACUGGAAGGCUUACAUUAAAAGGAAAUUGGUUGAGAAUAAAAAGAAGCAGUCAGCUACUGGUGGCGGCAGAAAUAGGCAGCACCAUUUCAAUGAAUUGGAAGAAGCGGUGAUAGCACUAACGGCAUUGGAAACCAGUACAAGUGGUAUUGCGAAUACAGUAAGCAUCGGCUUACCUAAUGUAGCAGACGUGGGCGAUGAGACAGAGGCAGACGUUUCGAUGCCAUCAGUGUCCUGCAGACCAGCACUGCCUCGACGUACUACUAGGCCGCCAGAAAAAAGUACAGCAGACUUUUUAAAACAACAACUUGAUGUUCAAAAAGAAUUCCAAUACAAGGUUCUCGACAAAUUGCACGACCUUUCGUUACCUAUGCGACGAGUAGGCAGAGCAUUGGAAAUGCAAAACGAUUUUAAAAAAGCGGAAGUUGAAGAAUUGAAAAAACACAACGUAGCUAUGGAAAAUUUGGAUACUAUACUCGUGUAA
Molecule: messenger RNA, 699 nt
Organism: Bactrocera latifrons
Lineage: Eukaryota; Metazoa; Arthropoda; Insecta; Diptera; Tephritidae
Exons: 4
Coding region: 1-699 (232 amino acids)
Source: RefSeq, a predicted model, not a curated record